AUGUUUGGGACAUUCGCGUCCACGGAUGAAGCGUGGAAGUGGCGCAGCUCCCACAUCAACGACCGUCUCGACGAUGCCAGAAUUCUGGCCACUAUCCGCAAGCCAACUCAUGAUGACCCUUUCCAGUUCCUGGGCAUCAAAUGGUUCGCGAAAGAACGACCUGCAGUGCUGUCGAGUAUUAUGCAGCAACGCGACUACCUCAUCAUGGAGGCGACGGGGUUAACUCGUGAUUCCAAGGGCCAAAAGAUCGGCUACUACCUCAUGCACUCCAUCUCGCUGCCUGGCGUCCCAGAGCUCACGGAUCUCGGUAUCAUCCGUGCAAAGUUGAGCUUGUGCUUCAUCGAUCGCCAGAAAGGACCUGGUAAGGUCGAGAAAUACGCUCGAAACUACAGUAAUUCGGGAGGGAAGAUCCCGGACCGCGUAGCUGCAGCAGUCGGAGCUGACGCCAUCAUCAGCGCGUCUCGUGUUGUCGACUACGCGUACGUCAAGAAACUCACGUGGUUCAUGAAGGAGAAGGGUAAAGAGCAACGUGGAUCUCGUCGCGAGUCAGGACAGACGAAGCCCAAGCGCUGCGAGACGUGCUACAAGAGUUUCAGUAUGUUUGCACUCACGUCCACCAGUGCCUCGUGUCAAAUCUGCCGUCGUGCGAUGUGUGCCAAGUGCAGCGUUGUCAAGAAGAUGACCGUCGACGUGUCGAACACGGGGGAAGUCAAGCAAUGCACGCUGCGGUUCUGCUUGAAUUGCCUCAUGGAGGCAAAGGAGAAAUCCGUGUGGGAGAUGGCUCUCAGUGGCGUGGACACGGCGUCGGAGACCUCCUCUGCGUCUGGCUCAGGUUAUCGGUAG
This is a messenger RNA of Phytophthora infestans T30-4, 843 nucleotides long. RefSeq lists its product as uncharacterized. Lineage: Eukaryota; Oomycota; Peronosporomycetes; Peronosporales; Peronosporaceae. The transcript has a single exon. Bases 1 to 843 code for a protein of 280 amino acids. The record is from RefSeq and is a predicted model, not a curated record.